CUUCCAUAACCUCACAAAAAAAAUUUUUUUGUUUUCUUUUUGCACCAUUUCAUGUUUUUCUUUUUUCACACGUUAAUAGAUAAAAUGACGAAACAUUUCGAUCGUUUGACAUACGACAAUAAACUAAUUUUAGCCCCCAUGGUGCGAGUGGGCACCCUACCAAUGAGGCUCUUGGCCCUACGCUAUGGGGCCGACAUCGUUUACACCGAAGAACUUAUAGACUGGAAGUUUCUUAAAUCUGUGCGAAUAGUCAACGAAGCUCUUGGUACAAUUGAUUAUAUUGAUAAGUCGGAUGGCACAGUGGUCUUUCGGACCUGUAAUGAAGAAAAAGAUAGGGUGGUUGUACAAAUGGGCACCUGUGACCCUCAGAGGGCUUUAAAAGUUGCUAAAAUGAUAGAAAAUGAUAUAGCUGGUAUAGAUAUAAAUAUGGGUUGUCCGAAAGAGUUCUCCCUUAAGGGAGGAAUGGGUGCUGCUUUACUAACUCAACCUGAAAAAGCCAAGGCAAUUCUCACAACUUUAGUACAAAAUGUAAAUAUUCCCAUUACAUGUAAAAUUAGAGUUUUUGAAAAUGCUGAAAGAACCAUUAGUUUGGUAAAAGAGUUGGCUUCCACUGGAAUUUCUGCAAUAGCAGUUCAUGGAAGGACAAAACAAGAGAGGCCACAACAUUUAAACAGGAAUAGCACAAUUAAAGCCGUUGCUCAAGAAGUGGAUAUACCUGUGAUAGCUAAUGGGGGUUCAAGAGAAAUCGAUAGAUACAAUGACAUUUUGGCCUUUAAAAAGUCUUGUGGAGCCAGCAGUGUAAUGGUAGCAAGAGCAGCUGAAAGCAACUGCUCAAUAUUUUGCAAAAGUGGAGUCAAGGACUUGGAAGUAGUCAUAAAAGACUAUUUGAAAUUGGCCAUAGAAUAUGAUAACUCCCCAAGCAAUACCAAGUACUGUGUUCAAAAUAUGCUGAAGGAAUUACAAGAGACCCCUAGGGGAAAAAAGUUCUUAGAAUGUCAAACUUUGGAGCAAAUUUGUUCAAUAUGGGGCUUAGGCGAAUUCUGCAGAAAAAAGCAGUUGGAGUUUCAGUCCAAGGGCAUGUUGGGUCGAAGAGAGGUCACACCGGAUAUGUUCACUGACAGGCCAAAUAAGAAAAUUAAAAUGCAGGAUGAUGAUCAUGAUGUUUUUCAGCUGAAAUGUGCAUUUAUUAGGGUGAAUUUUGCCAAAGACAUCGACUUGCCCAAGAGCAAAUUAAUAACAUAUUGUGGGAGGAACAAAAUUAAAGUGCCAACAUAUCAAAUUAUUCAUGAAAAUAAACUUUUUAGGGCAGUGGCCACCCUUGAAGGGAGAAAAUACAGUUCAACUUAUUGGGAGAAAAAUAAGAGAUUCGCUGAACAGGGAGCAGCCUUAGCGUGUUGUGUAGGAUUAGGAUUGAUUGAUAAGCAGAGUUUAAUAGAUGAUGGGAGUAUUUUAGAAUAAAGUUGUUACUUGUUUUAAA
This is a messenger RNA of Anthonomus grandis grandis, 1477 nucleotides long. It is a transcript of the gene Dus2, whose product is annotated as tRNA-dihydrouridine(20) synthase [NAD(P)+]-like. Gene Ontology annotation, molecular function: tRNA binding; tRNA dihydrouridine synthase activity; flavin adenine dinucleotide binding. The record is from RefSeq and is a predicted model, not a curated record. NCBI's taxonomy places the organism in Eukaryota, Metazoa, Arthropoda, Insecta, Coleoptera, Curculionidae. Gene Ontology annotation, biological process: tRNA dihydrouridine synthesis. The transcript has 6 exons. The coding region runs from base 52 to 1458 and encodes 468 amino acids. Gene Ontology annotation, cellular component: cytoplasm.